Molecule: messenger RNA, 741 nt
Organism: Schistocerca serialis cubense
Lineage: Eukaryota; Metazoa; Arthropoda; Insecta; Orthoptera; Acrididae
Exons: 4
Coding region: 1-741 (246 amino acids)
Source: RefSeq, a predicted model, not a curated record
AUGCGAGAAAUAUCUUUGGACUACUCGUCUAUUAAGAGCUCUGAAUGGAAAGCAAAAACGCUUGGAACACUUUUAUUCACGUGCAAACAGCAACAAGUGGCGUCAGACGGCCGGCGCAGUCACCGAGGGAAACUCGCAGGUGGGGGCGCGACGCAGAAUGCGGGCAGCGAAUCCGGCAGAGGGCCGCGCAUGCGCAGAAGCAGCGGCGGGGCGGGAGCAGGCGAUUUGGACCGUGGCGGGUUCCAGCCGCGCCUUCCGACUUCGCUGCCGCCCCCAGGGCAGCAGCAGCAGCAGCAGCCGUCGCCGCUACUACGCCGACAGCCCGUCCCGUUGAUGCCUCCCGCGCAGCUUCAUCCGGGAGCGCCCCAGGUGGUCGCUCUGGCGCCUGCGGUCCCUCUUCAGUCGCCACCGCCUUCGGAGCAGAUGGACGUCGACCCCUCAGCCGGGCCGCCAUCCCACGCGGUGGCUGUGCCGCCUGUCCUGCAGCCGCUUUCCUUGGGCACCCCCAAGGAGUAUGACACCGCAGCGCCUUGUCCAGCGCCCACUAAGCAGCUGUCGACGCAGCGUCAGGAGACGCUGCCUCUCUUCGUGGGUCCCGACGCCCCGUCGCGUCCAUUGCGGCUGCAUGCGGCCAGGGGGCAGUGGGUUCGCUUUCCCCCUUCACGCGGGCUCCGACCUGCCGCAGUGAGCGCUCCGGAGCGCUUCGGCUCCCUGGAGUUCGGUUGGAACAGCCUGCUGUAA